This is a messenger RNA of Aspergillus melleus, 825 nucleotides long. RefSeq lists its product as uncharacterized. Gene Ontology annotation, molecular function: (R,R)-butanediol dehydrogenase activity. Bases 1 to 825 code for a protein of 274 amino acids. Gene Ontology annotation, cellular component: cytoplasm. The record is from RefSeq and is a predicted model, not a curated record. Gene Ontology annotation, biological process: butanediol biosynthetic process. Lineage: Eukaryota; Fungi; Ascomycota; Eurotiomycetes; Eurotiales; Aspergillaceae. The transcript has a single exon.
AUGGGCCACGAAAUCAGCGGCCGAAUCAUUCAAGCGCCACCAAGCACCCCUCUCACUGCGGGACAGAAAGUAGUCCUCGACCCACGCCUCUACUGCUCUAGCUGCACGCCAUGCAGCAAAUCAGCAACCAACUGCUGCCGAUCCGUCGGCUUCAUGGGCCUCUCGGGUGGCGGCGGCGGCCUGGCCAGCACGGUCGCCGUGUCGCCGUCCAGCGUGCAUGUCUUGCCCGACGACGUCGAUCUCGCAACCGCGGCCCUGAUCGAGCCGUUAGCGGUGGCGUGGCAUGCCGUGCGACUGUCCGGGCUUCAUAACAACGGCCAGGAGCCCGAUUCGCAUGUCAAGUCAACGCCCGUUUUGAUUGUGGGCGGAGGCCCCGUCGGCGUGGCUGUUGCGUUUGUGCUGCGGGCGAGGGGAGCGGAGAGGGUGGUCGUGUCGGAGCCGGCGGCGAAAAGACGGGAAGCGUUUAAUGGCCUCGUGCAGACGGUUUUGGAUCCGACGAGCGAGGACGUGGUGAGUCGGUGUCGGGAGGCGAGUUCGGACGGCGAAGGCGUCGGCAUCGUGUUUGAUUGCGCGGGCGCCCAGUCUGGGAUGGACGCCGCGUGCCAGGCGCUUAGGUUCGCAGGGAAGUAUGUGAAUCUGGCGAUUGCGAAGGUGCCGGUGAGUACAUAUGCGGUUACACUGUGGCCACUUGUUCGCAUCACAUCAUAUCAUUCCAUAUCAUAUUCUCCGUCCGGGGGAGAGCGGAUUCCGACUGGCCUCGGACCGGGGAAAAGGAACGGGAAACGGGAUAGACAAGAAAGAAAGAAAAAGUGGCUGACUGGCUGA